Messenger RNA from Scaptodrosophila lebanonensis, 2113 nucleotides. RefSeq names its product laccase-2-like. Gene Ontology annotation, biological process: iron ion transport. Gene Ontology annotation, cellular component: plasma membrane. The record is from RefSeq and is a predicted model, not a curated record. The transcript has 5 exons. Gene Ontology annotation, molecular function: copper ion binding; oxidoreductase activity. Lineage: Eukaryota; Metazoa; Arthropoda; Insecta; Diptera; Drosophilidae. Bases 1 to 2052 code for a protein of 683 amino acids.
AUGACUUCAACGUCCAGUGUACCACGCAAAAUGCUCGCGAAGCUACGUAUCUCCCGCAUCUGCUUGUUCGUGCUGCUACCCAUGUGUGGAAUACUGUUGCCGAACUCGGCCAGUGUACUGGGGCAGAAUCUAACCACAAUUGACCAGAUAGUAGCCCAGUCAACCACAACAAUAUCAGCAACGAACGAUGGGGCGCUUUGUGCGCGGAUUUGCCAAGCUGGGCGGUCACGCAUCUGUCACUACACAUUUGUUCUGGAACAUUAUCAAGCAAUGGGCGUCGCCUGCGGUCGUUGUGCCGCUGGCAAUUCCAGCGAUUGCAAUGCUCCACAAUGCAUUGUUGGCGAUGGAUUCGAAAGAGGCGGCGUAAUGAGCAUAAAUCGGCAAUUACCAGGACCUGCUCUGCAUGUGUGCCAGAACGAUCUUCUGGUCAUUGAUGUGGUCAAUAGGGCCGGUGGCACGACCACAACCCUGCACUGGCACGGCAUGAGUAUGCGUCAGACCCCAUAUAUGGAUGGCGUCCCGUAUGUCACCCAAUGUCCGAUUGCCUUUUCCAAUACCUUUCGGUAUAGUUUUGUAGCCACCGAUUCUGGCACACAUUUUUAUCAUGCCCAUGCUGGUCAUCACAAGGAGAACGGACAGUACGGCGCCCUCGUUGUGCGGCAACCAACAUCACCGCAGGUCAGUAGCUACGAUUACGAUUUGAUGGAGCAUCUGCUGGUCAUUUCAAGCUGGAUGCAUGUGCCGGCAGAGAGUCUGAUGCCUGGUACCCCCAACACGAUCCUAGCGCCGGAUGCGGUGCUCAUCAAUGGGCGUGGAAGCUAUAUUGAACCGAGCUCUAGGGUGCGACAGGCGCGCAUUCCUCCGCAAGUAUAUUUCCUGCAGGCCGGAAAGCGCUAUCGCUUUCGGGUCAUACAUGCUGGCAGUCAUGCCUGUCCCUUCAAAGUGCAGGCACAGCGGCAUCUCCUGCGUAUCAUAGCCAGCGAUGGAUUCAAUGUGGAGCCACGAACUUUUGACGCACUAAUUAUCAAUUCUGGCGAGCGCUACGACUUCGUGCUGUUGGCCAACAACACCAGAGGCGAUUACUGGCUUCGCGUGUCGGGUCUGGGUGCCUGCAGCCGUCUGCCCACUGAGUCCUUGGCACUUCUACGCUAUCGUAGGGCAGACGCAUCCCUAGCGCAGGAUGCAGCGCGCCCCUUGCCCACACAGCCCAACUUUAAUAUCAACUACCCUGAGAAUAAUGUGCUCAAUAAUCCCAUGACGGGCUGCCGUCCCGGUGAUCAGUGCGUCAAUGAGCUGAUCUCGUUGGAACGUGAUGAGCAACUGCAGUGUGGGGUUGUCCAGAACACCAUUUAUCUCUCCUUCAAUAACUAUGUGGUCUCCAAUGCGGAAAUAUUUCGGAGCGGCUACUACAAACACUUUCUGAAUCUGAAUGCAAACACAACCGUUGUGGGCGCCAUCAACAAUCUGAGUCUGACGUUUCCGCCAUACCCGCCGCUGACGCAACCGGAGCUGAUUGACGACGCACAUUACUGUGACGCAAGGCGACGACCUGCAACCUGUGCCAACCAGCGGCAGUGCAUGUGUGUGCAUCGUUUGCAGGUGCCACUUGGCGGCACUGUCCAGCUAGUCAUUGUGGACGAGAGCGAGAGCGUUGGCCCCAUACAUCAUCCGUUCCAUUUGCACGGCCACCGAUUCACCGUUCAUGCCCUCGGGCAGCAUCCGCAAGGCACGCCCAUGACGGUGGCUUUGGCCCAAUCGAUGGCACAUCGUGGUCAAUUGUUGCCCGCUGCUGCAGCUGCCUCUUCCUCAUCCUGCAAAGCGAAACCGCCGUUUAAGGACACGGUAUCGAUACCGAGUCGUGGUUAUGCGGUUGUGCGGUUUAGGGCAGAUAAUCCGGGUUUCUGGCUCCUGCACUGCCACUACGAGUGGCAUCUGGCCGUUGGCAUGGGCCUCAUUUUGCAAGUUGGCCAACUGGGGCAGAUGGUGCGACCGCCGGCCAACUUUCCGCGCUGCUACAAUUAUAUGCCGCCCAUCGAGUGGCCACACAAAUGAGCUGUAAGCUACUUAGUUACUACUGUACUCGAACUAUAAAUUGUAAAUUAACAUAAAGUUA